This is a messenger RNA of Lacerta agilis (Sand lizard), 4093 nucleotides long. RefSeq names its product ATPase phospholipid transporting 11B (putative) (gene ATP11B). The coding region runs from base 90 to 3566 and encodes 1158 amino acids. Lineage: Eukaryota; Metazoa; Chordata; Lepidosauria; Squamata; Lacertidae. Gene Ontology annotation, cellular component: recycling endosome; plasma membrane; endoplasmic reticulum. The transcript is spliced from 30 exons. Gene Ontology annotation, biological process: phospholipid translocation. Gene Ontology annotation, molecular function: ATPase-coupled intramembrane lipid carrier activity; ATP binding; ATP hydrolysis activity. The record is from RefSeq and is a predicted model, not a curated record.
UAUUUUAGCGGGUGGGGGGGUUUCGGGCGGGUGAGCCUCGCCCGCGGAGAAGCGGGGGCUGGGAGCCACCGAAGAGGCCCGUCGAGGGGAUGUUGCGGUGGAUCCGGCAGCAGCUGGGUUUUGACCCACCACAUCAGAGUGAUAACCGAACUAUUUAUAUAGCCAAUCGUUUUCCUCAGCAUGGUCAUUAUGUUCCUCAGAAGUUUGCAGAAAACAGAAUAAUCUCCUCUAAGUAUACUGUAUGGAAUUUUGUUCCCAAAAAUUUAUUUGAGCAGUUCAGAAGGAUAGCCAACUUUUAUUUUCUUAUUAUAUUUUUGGUUCAGCUUAUGAUAGAUACACCUACAAGUCCAAUAACCAGUGGAUUGCCAUUGUUUUUUGUAAUAACUGUGACUGCCAUAAAGCAGGGCUAUGAAGAUUGGUUACGCCAUAAAGCAGACAAUGAAGUGAAUGGAGCUCCAGUGUAUGUUGUUCGUAGUGGUGGCCUUGUAAAAACAAGAUCAAAGAACAUUCGGGUGGGAGAUAUUGUCAGAGUAGCCAAAGAUGAAACUUUCCCUGUUGAUCUCGUACUUCUGUCAUCUGACAGAGCAGAUGGCUCUUGCUACGUUACUACUGCAAGCUUGGAUGGAGAAACUAAUCUUAAGACACAUGUUGCAGUCCCCGAAACAGCAGUAUUGCAGUCAGUUGCCAAUCUGGACAAACUUGUAGCUGUUAUAGAAUGUCAGCAACCAGAAGCAGAUCUAUACAGAUUCGUUGGACGAAUAACAAUAAGUGAACAAAUUGAGGAAAUAGUACGACCUCUUGGACCCGAAAGUCUGUUACUUCGUGGAGCAAGAUUGAAAAACACCAAAGAAAUUUUUGGUGUUGCAGUGUAUACAGGAAUGGAGACGAAGAUGGCAUUAAAUUACAAGAGUAAAUCACAGAAACGAUCAGCAGUAGAAAAGUCUAUGAAUUCCUUUUUGAUUAUCUAUCUAAUAAUCCUCCUCUUUGAAGCAAUCUUGAGUACAAUAUUGAAAUAUGCCUGGCAGUCUGAAGAAAAGUGGCAUGAGCCUUGGUAUAACCAGCAAACUGAUCAUGAAAGAAACAGCAGCAAGAUUCUGAGAUUUAUUUCAGAUUUCCUUGCUUUCCUGGUCCUUUACAACUUCAUUAUUCCCAUUUCACUGUACGUGACUGUUGAGAUGCAGAAAUUUCUAGGAUCUUUUUUUAUUGGUUGGGAUCUUGACCUCUAUCAUGAAGAAACAAAUGAGAAGGCCCAAGUGAAUACUUCAGAUCUCAAUGAAGAGCUGGGACAGGUGGAGUAUGUGUUUACAGAUAAAACUGGUACAUUAACUGAAAAUGUGAUGCAGUUUCGGGAAUGUUCCAUUAAUGGUAUAAAGUACCAAGAGAUCAAUGGCAAACUGGUUCCGGAAGGGCUGAUUGAGGAUUUUCCAGAUGGAAUACAGCCUAGACUGACGGAAGAGGAAGAAAUCUUCCUGAAAGCUGUUUGCCUCUGUCACACAGUGCAGAUUAAUAAUGACCAAACUGACGGCAUUUGUGAUAGUCCUUGGCGUAGCAAUGGCAUAUCCUCUCAGCUGGAGUACUAUGCCUCCUCCCCAGAUGAAAAGGCUUUAGUCGAAGCUGCCCGCAGGGUUGGUGUUGUGUUUACUGGAGCAAGUGCAGAAAGUAUGGAGCUUAAAAGCUGUGGAAAGCCAGAAAGGUACAAAUUACUACAUGUUUUGGCGUUUGAUGCAAAUCGCAGAAGGAUGAGCGUAAUUGUAGAAAGCCCAUCAGGUGAGAAGCUCUUAUUCACCAAAGGUGCAGAAUCCGUUAUUCUUCCUCGCAGUACAAGUGGAGAGGUAGAAAAAACCAGAAUUCAUGUGGAUGAAUUUGCUUUGAAAGGAUUAAGAACUCUGUGUGUAGCUUACAGAAAAUUCACCGCUAAGGAGUAUCAGGAAGUUGAAAAACGCCUUUUUGAGGCAAAAACCGCUUUACAACAGCGGGAAGAGCGAUUGUCAGAGGUGUAUAACUUUAUAGAAAAUGACCUGGAACUACUUGGAGCUACAGGAGUGGAAGACAAACUCCAAGACAAAGUCCAAGAAACCAUAGAAGCGCUCCGACUGGCAGGAAUUAAAGUGUGGGUGCUCACUGGUGACAAGCAUGAAACCGCUGUCAAUGUCAGUUUAUCUUGCGGACACUUCCAUAGAACCAUGAACAUCCUGGAACUUGUGCAGCACAAAUCAGACAGUACGUGUGCAGAGCAGCUGAGGCAGCUAGCCAGAAGAAUAGAGGAGGACCAUGUAAUCCAGCAUGGGCUGGUGGUGGACGGGACCAGCCUCUCCCUCGCACUCAGGCAGCAUGAGAAGCUCUUCAUGGAAGUCUGCAGAAAUUGCUCUGCCGUCCUGUGCUGUCGCAUGGCGCCUCUGCAGAAAGCAAAGGUUGUGCGGCUGUUGAAAACCUCUCCAGAGAAGCCUAUCACGUUAGCUAUAGGAGAUGGAGCUAAUGAUGUGAGCAUGAUACAGGAAGCUCAUGUUGGGAUAGGUAUUAUGGGUAAAGAAGGAAGACAAGCUGUAAGAAACAGUGACUAUGCAAUUGCAAGAUUUAAAUUUCUUUCCAAAUUACUUUUGGUCCACGGCCACCUUUAUUAUAUUAGAAUAGCAACCCUUGUACAGUACUUUUUUUACAAGAAUGUGUGCUUUAUUACACCACAGUUUUUAUAUCAAUUCUUUUGCUUGUUUUCACAACAAACUCUGUAUGACAGUGUGUACCUGACUUUGUACAACAUUUGUUUCACCUCCCUGCCAGUCCUCAUGUACAGUCUUUUUGAGCAGCACGUGCAUCCCCAUGUAUUACACAGCAAGCCAACGCUGUAUCGAGACAUCAGUAAAAAUGCCCACUUGGGCUUUAAGCCUUUCCUUUACUGGACCUUCCUGGGAUUUGUCCAUGCUUUUGUUUUCUUCUUUGGCUCAUAUAUUCUGAUGGGAGAAGACACUUCAUUGCUGGGAAAUGGCCAGAUAUUGAAAUCUAACAGGCAAAUGAUGUUUGGAAACUGGACAUUUGGUACUCUGGUCUUCACGAUUAUGGUUAUAACAGUGACAAUGAAGAUGGCUUUAGAGACUCAUUUCUGGACCUGGAUAAACCAUUUUGUUACCUGGGGUUCCAUUGUGUUUUACUUUGUAUUCUCCUUGUUCUAUGGGGGAAUUAUCUGGCCAUUUUUGCACACCCAAGACAUGUACUUCGUAUUUGUCCAGUUGCUUUCCAGCGGCUCUGCUUGGUUUGCCAUAAUCAUCAUAGUUGUCACUUGUUUGUUUUUCGAUAUUGUGAAAAAAGUACUGUACCGACACCUGCAGCCCACAAGUACAGAAAAAGCCCAGCUUACUGAGACAAGUGCAGGUAUCAACUGCUUGGACUCCAUGUGCUGCUUCUCAGAUGGAGAAACAGCAUGUGCGCCUCUUAGAAGAAUGCUGGAGCGAAUGAUGGGGAGCUGCAGCCCGACGCGAAUCAACAGGUGUGGAAUUUCUCUCAAUUGCCUUUGCUGCCGACGGUUCUCUUAUAAACUGGAGCACGACGAGCCGGCAGCUGUAGAUGUCUAGUGAAAGGCAGGAGGAGGCGCUCCUCGCAGGGCCCAGCCCCCUUUUUAAUUUUUGGAUCUCAAAAGAUCAGUGUUUCUGCUUCUCCUGGAAGCCCUUUCAGUGGAGCGCAAGAAAGGAAGCUGCCUUUGUAUUUGUAUUUUGUUCCGAAAACUUGCUGAAUUUUUCCCGCAACGUCGUCCGAUCCAGCAGCUGCAGUGUGCCUAGAGUGGCUUUGACAUACGCAUGAAGCUGCACAUGAGCCGGGGUUCCCCUGCUCUCUGCAAUACCAACAAGUGAUACGAGUGCAUUUGCCAGUGAGCAGAAGAGAGUAGCUUCUGCUCAUGCCAAGCUUUGUGUGUGUGCCGCAGUCCAAAAAAAAAAAAGCUCCGUUUUUUGCUUCUCCUUUUCUUGUGUGCAUAUAUCAGUAUGAUUUCCCCCCUCCUCUCUUGCCUUGUAUUUCCUUUUCCUCAAAAUCUGAUCACUGUCCUGAUUUAUUCCCCUGAUUUAGCUCUUCCUUGUGUUCGCAAAUUAGAAAACGGUUUGUGCAA